UUUAAUUUAUUUUUUUUUUAAGGGUUGGCGUUUUUUAAGGGGUGUGUUUUUGCUUUUUUGGUUUUUUUAGGGUUGAGGUUUUUUUUUGGAGGGGGGGGUAGGUUUUCUUCCCCACGAAGGUUCUCUCCCACCAUCACCACCAUCACCACCAUCAUCCCUCCAUCCAGCGGAUGAUUCUUCCUCCCUCCCCACGCUCCCAAAUCCACCCCUGCGUUACCCCCCGAUCUUUUCCCCCCUCCCUCCCCUGGAUGCCGACACCGGAUCCGGAGCCGGUCACGGUACCUCCAGCCCUGCCUUUUUUUUUUUUUUAUUAUUCCCCUCCUCCCUUCCCUUCUCCCAAUCCCGGCCGUGGAACGAAAAAACGCCCGCAUAGAGGAAAAACCCCAGGGCGAAUCCCAAAUCCCGCGGGGAGCUCCGGGCCCUUCGCAUCGUCCCCUCCUGCAUGAGCCCCCCGCGUUGCCGGCGAUGAUGCCCCAGCGCUGAGAGAUGUCCGAGAUGUCCGAGAUGUCCAUGGCCCGGCUCGGCGGCGUCAAUGGAUUCCUGCAGGACGCCAGGAUGGAGGCGGGAGACAUGGGCAGGGUCCUGCGCUGCCUGGAGAUGGGCACCGUCCUCACCCUCUUCUACCAGAAGAAGUCGCAGAGGCCCGAGAGGAGGACCUUCCAGGUGAAGCUGGAGACGCGGCAGAUCGUCUGGAGCCGCACGCCAGAGAAGGUGGAGGGGGACAGUGAGUACCGGGAUUCGGGGGUUGGGGGGAGAUGUGGGGCUUGGGGAUGUCCUGGCAUGGUGGAGUGA
Molecule: messenger RNA, 792 nt
Organism: Myiozetetes cayanensis
Lineage: Eukaryota; Metazoa; Chordata; Aves; Passeriformes; Tyrannidae
Product: 1-phosphatidylinositol 4,5-bisphosphate phosphodiesterase gamma-1-like
Exons: 2
Coding region: 487-792 (101 amino acids)
Source: RefSeq, a predicted model, not a curated record